Molecule: messenger RNA, 3814 nt
Organism: Acanthaster planci (crown-of-thorns starfish)
Lineage: Eukaryota; Metazoa; Echinodermata; Asteroidea; Valvatida; Acanthasteridae
Gene: zc3h14
Product: zinc finger CCCH-type containing 14
Biological process (GO): regulation of mRNA stability
Cellular component (GO): cytoplasm; nucleus
Molecular function (GO): poly(A) binding; metal ion binding
Source: RefSeq, a predicted model, not a curated record
UAUGGUGAAAUAUGACUGUGCUCUGUCUCGAAAACCCUUUGCUAUUGCACGUCUUCUUGAGUUCUUACCUUAAAACGUGAAAGAAAAGAUGGAACUAGGCAAUAGUGAGAUGAGUAAUAAAAUAAGGUCAGCAAUCAAGGCCAAACUUGUGGAACUAGGAUCCUAUGUUGAUGAUGAGCUGCCAGAUUACAUCAUGGUCAUGAUUGCCAACAAGAAGUCACUGGCCCAGAUGACCGAUGACCUUUCCCUGUUCCUGGGAAAUAACACAGUGACCUUCACGUCCUGGUUACACACCGUACUUGAUACGCUGAAAAAACCUGAAACGGAGCCAAAGCCCAAAAAGGUCAAAGAGCAUGCUGCCAAGAGCAAAAAAGCCAAGGAAAAGAAAUCGCCACUCUCUGCCAAUCAGAAGCAGGCCAAGGUGAGCGAGGUCCAGUCCCAGCCAAUCCCGUCAGACCCCCACGCUGUGACAGGCUCCAGUGUCGUCCCCUCACCGGCUACACAGAAGCCGACGGUGACCUCCCUAAAAGUAAGUAAAGCUGAUCCGUCCCAGGAUGUCAUCACCUUGAAGGCGGAGACAGACGACUUUCUGGAUGCGGAGCUGGCCCAGGAGGCGCUGGUGAUCUCUGAAGGGACCAAGAAACAGUCGGCGAUUGUCUCACCAGUAGCUACGGUCAAGGAGAAGCCUUCACUCUCGGCUGAGAAGAGCAAGUCGUCGCAGCAAAAGCUGGCAGACAAGAAAUCCCUGGCGCCUUCGGGGGCUCCUGUCAGUAUGAAGGUUUCUCCAACCUUACCGGUGUCGCGGAAACGCAAGGCUCCGGGCUCCGUGAUUGGCCAAGUCCUGAAUGUGGAAGAGGAGGAGGAGGAUUUACCGGCCAGCUUUGGCAAGAAAGUUGCCAGCACCGUGCAGCCCCAGAGGAGGCCAUCUCUUCCGGUAGAGAAGCAGGCAAACAUCUCCUUGUUGAAGAAGGCCGUUUCGGCAGCCGAGGCUUCCACUAGUCCAGCACUCAAGGCACAGAUGAAACAACAAGUACCCAAAAUGGCCCCCCGGCGCUUCAAGAUAAUCAGGAAGCAGCAACAUUUGCCACCCAAGCGGAACCUUCUCCUCAAGGCUGUCCAGGAGGCCAAGGAGAGCACCUCCAUCACCAGGCAGCUCCAGGGAUCUUCGUCGGGCCCGACGGUCCAGCCUAGAGUCCAGAUGGAGAUGCCGUCGACGGGACUGGUGUCGCGCUCGCGUCUCCUGGAGCUGACGGAGCGGAACUACGACACACAGGACUUCAUGACCGUGUCAGCGGAUCCCGCAGAUGCAGCGUCGGUGGCGUGGCAGGGGGAGGAGUAUUAUGCCGAUGAUGAGGAACAAGAGGAAACCGAGAGUCCAGACUCAAGACAAAUCUGCCUGACGACAGAGACCAGUCCCACAGAAGUCCUCUACGUCGUGGAUGAUGACAAGGGGGUUGCUGAGCCUGUAUACAAACCGACCCCUCUGACUUCCCGCCAAAGUGAGGCAUCGGCAAGACCGGUCAGCCCCAAGUUCAUCGUGACUCUGGAGGGCGCCAUGCAGUCCAAAGCCAAGACCAAGCAGCGCAAGUCGGCCAGGGUGGCGCCCCGCAUUUCCCUCACGCGAACGAUUGACAACAGCACCGUGUACUCCAACUACGUGGAAAUUCAGCAGCAGCAACAACAGCAGCAACGACAGCAGCAGUUGCAGAUGGAAGAGGAAGAAGAAGACCUUGCCCAGCUGCAGCGGGACGAGCUGGCGCUCCAGCAGGAGCUCGCUCUUCAGCAGCGUAAGCAGGAAUUGCUGCGGCAGCAGCGGCAGCAGCAACAGCGGCAGCAACCUGUGGAGGACUACAUCAGGAGAGAGGACCAGCUGGCAUUUGUCACUCAGACACCUCACAUGGAUCAAGUAGAAGAGAUGCAGUUCAUAGCUGAAGACUCAUACCAAGAGGGCCCUAGUCCAGCAAAGAAAGAGAAAUCUUCCGCGGAGCGGUGUAUGUUUUGGCCAGCCUGUAAAAACGGCAGCGACUGUCUGUAUGUUCACCCCACAAAACCAUGCAGGACCUUUCCAAACUGUAAAUUUGGAGACAAAUGUUUAUUCAUCCAUCCCAACUGCAAGUAUGAUUCUCGGUGCAGCCGGCCCAACUGUCCCUUCACACAUGCAACCAGGAAACAAGGCAACCUAGUCCCCAUGAGUCCACCAGCGGUUCUCCUGCCUCCCACACAAGUGCAUGCGCCCUCUAAGGCAUCCAGAUUGUGCAAAUUUCACCCCAACUGUACAAAUGGACAGUGCCCCUUCUUCCACCCCAAGAUGUGUCUCUUUGGACGAAGCUGCACUCGUGUCGGCUGUACAUUCACCCAUCCCCAAGUUGCGACAGGAGCCGCACUCAAGUGGUCCAAGCAGAUGCACAUUAGUGAGAGACCUUUCGUUGCCAAGGAAACAUCGAGUUAACAAAGGAUUAUGGAGCAGCUGCAGCCUACUUUUGAAUGCGCUGACAUCAAGCAGCGGCUUCGAGUUUUGUUUUUUAAUAUAUAUUUUUUAAUUAUUGUUUCAGUAAUUUCGGUCGAUAUUUGACAUGUAUCAAAGCACAUUUCCUAGUGCUAUUUCAUGAGCUGUUAGUAUUGAUAGUUAGGCAACCUGUUAUAAAAUAAUGUAAUAAUGCCUGUGUCACAGGUGUUGUUUAUUUUUGUGAUAAACUUUUGCAUUUAAUUUCUUCAAACGGUGACGGCAGAGGUAUUUUUGAUACAGUUAUAUCCCAUGAAUGAGCCUGGAAAUGUCGCUGGAAUUUACAGAAUGCUCUUUUGAGUGAUUUGCAUUCACCGUAAGUGUUAGUGUCCCCUUUGGGGAUGAUCCCAGAGCUUUGCUUUUAUUCUGAAGCUCAUUAAAUUUCCAUGCUCAUAAAAAAAAAAACUUCGACAUUAUCAGAUAAUUGAAAGGGUACCAACAGCUGCGACAAUGGCCCCGAGGACAUUUUCUUCGCAUUGCUCGUUUCCUCUCGUGCAUGGGUUAUGGGCUCCGCUCUUCCCACGUUACCGUCGUAUUCUUACCAAUAUAGUGGCCGGUGAAACUACGGCUGACCUUCCGUAAAUAGAAAGCAGGAGCAGUCAUUAGGAUCUCAAGCAGCUAUAAAAUGCCAAGUUUUAAGAACUGAAGGCAGUGGAGCCAUUCCUAUUUGUCGCCACGUGCAUGGCCUGUCUUAAACGAUUGCAGCCUGAUAACACUUUUCUGGUCGGAUGAAAUGUAGACUCCAGUGAAACACUUAGUCUUUUUUCUGUUUUAUUGGUUCAACGUUCACAAACAUAUUGUCGAACAAAAAGGCUGGAAAUGUAUAAUUUCGUAAUAAUGUUAUUGCGUUGACACUCUUAGUCACAAGGUCCAAAACCUACGUUUUAAGACCGGAUCACGAGAUUAGAUGAUAAUUGCCCUGGACAAGUUAUCUUAAUAACCAAGACUGCAUAUACUUCUAGAUACUAAAUGAAAAUGCACGUUUAAAGUAACGUAACUAUUGUGAAGUUUGAGGUGAAAUCUAACAUAAGUGGCCAAAAAUAUGGUGUUUUUUCAAUCCUGUGGAAAUAAAAAAUAGCAGAAAACAACAUCUGUGCAAGAAAUGAAGCAAGUGAUAUCAAAACGGCAGUUCAAGACGAUAUUUCAAGACAUUGUAUCUGCAUAAAUGAUAAAACACAAUUUGUUUUUUAAUGGACAAAAAAUGACCCUUUUUUAUUUGAGAAUCGCUGACCUCACCAAAACCAGGCAAAAUUGAAUGGCUACAUCACACUGCUUUAAGUCAUUAAAUGUUGCUAAUUAUGAUUACAGAUA